This is a messenger RNA of Conger conger (European conger), 1420 nucleotides long. RefSeq names its product secretagogin-like. Bases 150 to 974 code for a protein of 274 amino acids. Gene Ontology annotation, cellular component: nucleus; terminal bouton; cytosol. Lineage: Eukaryota; Metazoa; Chordata; Actinopteri; Anguilliformes; Congridae. Gene Ontology annotation, biological process: regulation of long-term synaptic potentiation; regulation of presynaptic cytosolic calcium ion concentration. The record is from RefSeq and is a predicted model, not a curated record. The transcript has 11 exons. Gene Ontology annotation, molecular function: calcium ion binding.
UCUACAUCUCGGAGGUGGGGUUUCUGCUGGGUUACUAAAGAAAUAAGAAGAGCAAAAACCCAGUGAGAACCGAAACCUCGACAGCCCUUAUAUUUAUACCCCGGAACUUUUUUCUUGCUGUUAUCCGUAUUCGUAGUAUUGAAGUUACCAUGGACAGCGCUUUUAAUAACCUGGACGCCGCCGGUUUUCUGCAAAUCUGGCAGUACUUUGAUGCAGACGAUAAUGGCUAUAUUGAGGGAAAAGAGCUGGAUGACUUUUUUCGUCACAUGUUGAAGAAAUUGAGUCCAGACGAUGAAGUAACUGAAGAGAAGGUUCAGCAGCUGAAACGGAGGUUCAUGUCUGCGUAUGACGUCACUGCAGAUGGUCGCCUGCAGAUCCAGGAGCUGGCCAACAUGAUGCUUCCAGAGGAUGAGAACUUCCUGCUGCUUUUUCGUAGGGAGGCCCCCUUAGACAGUAGUGUGGAGUUCAUGAAGAUCUGGAGGAAGUAUGACACAGACAGCAGUGGAUACAUAUCUGCCAUGGAACUCAAGGGCUUCCUAAAGGAUCUGUUUGCUAAGCACAAAAAGGUUAUAUCCUCCAGCAAACUGGAUGAAUACACAGAUGCCAUGAUGAAUAUUUUUGACAAAAAUAAGGAUGGACGGUUGGAUCUGAAUGAUUUAGCAAGAAUUCUGGCACUUCAAGAGAACUUCCUGCUGCAGUUUAAAAUGGAUGCAUGUAGUCAGGACGAGAGAAAGCGAGACUUCGAAAAAAUAUUUGCAUACUACGAUGUUAGUAAGACAGGAGCCCUAGAGGGCCCAGAAGUUGAUGGCUUUGUAAAAGAUAUGAUGGAACUAGUCAAGCCCAGCAUCAGCGGUCCAGAACUGGACAAGUUGCGUGUUGUUCUACUGCGCCACUGUGAUGUGAACAAUGAUGGGAAGCUCCAGAAAAAUGAGUUGGCUUUGUGUCUGGGGCUGAAGGCCCACCAGUUAUCCUGAGGAAGCCCUCCGCUGAUGCUAAAUCUGUUAUUCUGUGGGGCCAUCAAAGCUAGUCUAUGUGAUGUGCAUGUGAAUGUGUGCUUUUAGAUCACUGAGGAACUCUGCACAAGCCACAUCUCUUGGAGAAGUUUGACGACCUGCAAAGAGCUACGAGAUUGUGCUUGCUGCUGUAGGCAUGUGUUUGUUUCAAAAAAGUGCUGGAUGAUAGAAAGCUUGUGUACUGUUGCUGAAUUUAGAAAAAUAGUCAAUGGAAAAAGGAAUAGUACGAAUAUUACUUUAAGGCAAUUGCAUUCUUGUUUAAGACAAAAACUGGUUACAUAAUCUGCCAAUUUCGAGCUUACUAAUGAUUGUUUAUACCAAUUUUGCAUGCAUGACUGAUUGUUUUGAUAUAUUCAAAGGUGUUGAAAUAAAUCAGACAAAGAAAAAUUAAAGUACCUUUUCCCUAA